AUGGGGCCGACCUUUAGACAACGGCGAUACUUCUACUACCUGAGCGGUGCCAACUUCGCCGACUGCGCAGUGACUUACGAGCUCGCCUCGGACCGCCUGAUCCUCUGGAUUCCCUACGUCGAGCCGCGCCAGGUCCUCUGGUUCGGCCGCACCCCGGGCAUCACCGAGUGUUUGAAGCAGUUCGACGUCGACGAUGUGCGGUACAACACCCAGCUCAACAAGUUCCUGUACCGGAACCUGACGCCCGGCUCGACCCUGUACGUCCUCCACCCCGACCAGGUACCGCUCUCGGGCGAGUUCCUGCGGGAGAUGGCGGACGUGCGCGUCGACCUCACCUCGCUCCAGCCGGCCGUCGACCAGGCAAGAGUCGUCAAGACGGAGUACGAAGUCGCCAUGAUCCGCAAGGCGAACGCCAUCUCGGCCGCUGCUCACCGCCGCGUCGCCGAACGGCUGCUGAAGCUCGACAACGAGUCCGAGAUUGAGGCCAUCUUCCAGGCCUGGUGCACCUCGGCCGGCGCCCGCGACCAGUCGUACGCCAUCAUCGCGGGCAGCGGCAAGAACGCGGGGACAUUGCACUACGACGCCAACAACGAGCCGCUCGAGGGCCGCGACGUCGUCGUCUUCGACGCCGGCUGCGAGUUCCACUGCUACGCCAGCGACAUCACGCGCACGCUCCCGAUCCCUGGACGGUUCUCGACGGAGGCCGCAGCGGUGUACGCCAUUGUGGAGAGGAUGCAGGAUGAGUGCAUCGGGCUCAUCCGCCCCGGAACGCUCUUCUUCGACCUGCACAUCCACGCGAGCAAGGUCGCUCAGCAAGGGCUGCUGAAGCUCGGCGUUCUCAAGGGGGACGCCGCCGAGGUCUGGGACGCCGGCACCGUGGCCGCCUUCUUCCCGCAUGGCCUGGGGCACCACGUCGGGCUGGAGGUGCACGACGUGACGGGCAGGGAGAGGCUGUUGCUCCUCAACAACGUCAUGGGCAGCGGCCGCGUCGGGAAGAGGGAGGUCAUCACACCCGAGAUGAUGGGGGCCAUGGCGCGCGCCACGGCCGCGGGUGCGUCGGCGCCGCCCCCGUACAAGGGAAGGCAGUAUCUGAGGAAGAACAUGAUUGUGACUGUCGAGCCGGGCAUUUACUUUUGCAGGGAGUACAUUGAGGGAUACUUCCUCAGCAACCCCAAGCACGCUCGGUUCAUUGACAAGGCGGUGCUGGAAAAGUACUACCGCGUCGGAGGCGUGCGUAUCGAGGACGACAUCCUGAUUACUGACGACGGGUACGAGAACCUGUCGACCGGGGCGCCCAAGGGCGAGGAGUUGUUACGGGUCAUCAACGGCAAGGCUUAG
Colletotrichum truncatum is the source of this 1338-nucleotide messenger RNA. The record is from RefSeq and is a predicted model, not a curated record. Lineage: Eukaryota; Fungi; Ascomycota; Sordariomycetes; Glomerellales; Glomerellaceae.